CGUUUAGGGAGCUUCUGAGUUCGAGUAGAGCUAAGAAGAAGAAAGAGAGGCGCGCAAUCGAGGCAGGCAGAGGAGCUCCGCCGCUGGCAACCAUGGACGCUAAGAAACACGUAGCCAAUUUCGGCGCCGGACCGGCGAAACUCCCGCGAUCGGUAUUAUUGGAAGCCCAGAAAGAAUUGGUGGAUUACAAAGGCCUUGGUAUUAGCGUCCUUGAAAUGAGUCACAGAACAUCUGAUUUUUCAAAAAUCCUCAAAGCCGCUGAAAACUGCUUACGUGAACUCCUCAAUAUACCAGACAAUUACAAAGUGAUAUUUCUCCAAGGUGGUGGAUCUGGCCAAUUCAGUGCCAUUCCACUUAAUCUCAUUGGGCUUAAAGAAGCCAGGUGUGCCGAUUACGUGGUUACGGGAGGUUGGUCAGCCAAAGCAGCAAAGGAGGCAGAGAAAUAUGCAAAGGUGAACCUUGUGCAUCCCAAGCUUUCAAGUUACACAAAAAUUCCUGACCCAAGCACCUGGAACCUUAAUCCAGAUUCCUCUUAUAUCUAUUAUUGUGCUAAUGAGACUGUUCAUGUGGAGUUUGACUUUGCACCUGAUGUUGGGAAAGCAGUUUUAGUUGUAUAUGUCAUCAACUUUCUCUCCAGACCAGUGGACGUUUCAAAGUUUGGUGUCAUUUUUGCUGGUGCCCAAAAAAAUAUUGGUUGUGCUGGAGUCACAGUGGUAAUAGUGCGUGAAGAUUUACUCGGGUAUGCUCUGAAAGAGUGCCCCAUUGUGUUGGACUACAAAGUGCAAGUAGAAAACUCUUCGUUAUACAACACACCUCCAUGCUACAGUAUCUACAUCAUGUGCUUGGUCUUGGAGUAUAAAAACAAUGGCGGUGUUAUGGCUAUGGAUAAACUAAGCCAAAAGAAAUCACUGAUUUAUGAUAUUAUCGACAAAUCUAAAGGAUUCUAUGCAUGCCCCGUGGAAUUGAAGAGCAGAAGCAGAAUGAAUGUGCCUUUCCGGAUUGGCAGUAUUAAGGGUGACGAAGCUCUAGAAAAAGAAUUCCUUGAAAAAGCUGUAGAAAACAACAUGAUAUCCCUGAAAGGUCACAGAUCUGUGGGAGGAAUUCGGGCAUCUUUGUAUAACGCGGUGACGAUUGAAGAUGUUGAGAAGCUGGCAACAUUGAUGAAAAGCUUCAUGAAGCUGCAUUCAUAACAAACUAAAGUAGAUGGUGUUGUGGUGAACCGCUUUUGAAAUAAACCAGCAAAGAAUUAGUAACUAGAAAACAGUUAAUACAAAAUAUUCCAUGACAUUAUAUUUUUGAAACAAAGAUGUUGGUAUUUUUCUGGCCAGUCAAAUAGACAUAGCAGUUUUGGCUGACUUGAAGACAGCCAAGCUGCACAUUUCACCCUGAAACCAAUGCUUGUUUCUGUGACUGUUCAGUGGUCCAUAAAAGGAUUGGUAAGAUUUAAUUUUUAAACAGAUUAUAUUGAUCAUAGGAUACCAAGAUUCUCUGAAACAUUCAGUCUCAGUGACGCCCACAAUCCAAUCUUGUAUAAAACAUAUUUAAAUAUACUUUGUUACAUUUCCCCCGACAUUUGUUUUCUGCCUUGAUUUAUUUAAUUUAAAGUCUAAAUCUUCAGAAAGACUGCCAUAAGCUUGAGCUGGCCACUUUUUCAAUGCUGAUCAUUCCAAGUACAUAUCACUAAAAGUGCCUAAGAAAAUUGCUGCCAGUUGUGCAGACCGCAGGCCUCAAUCUGGCAAAUAUUUUGAAACAAUACACCUAAUGAAUUGAAGGCCUGGCUCUAUUGUUAUUUUCUAACUGUUAGCAUAUAGUUAACUAUACCAAGGUGGAGGAUUUUUUUUACUUUUAAAAUAGUACAUUUUAAAUCAUUUUGGCAAUUUAUGUUCUCAGCACGAAAGUAAAAAAAAAAUUCCUAUCCAUUUCCCUUUUGAAGUCAACAUUACUUUCAUGUUUUAUAAAACUGAGUGACCCCAAGGUUCCCCUUAUUGAUUACUUUUGGUCAGAUGUAUAAUUUGUUUUUUUAGAAAAGGCAGCAGCAGUAAACUGAGAUUAAGUGUGUGCUACACACUUAAUUUAUAAAAUCAAACUUAAAAGAUUGGAAGGAUCCAUGGAGAUCAUCUAGUCCAACUUCUUUCCCACUGCAUUGUUCCUCUCCUCAGCCUUGGAUGGUCUCCAUCUAGGAGAAUUGGCUCCUGUGAAGCAACUCAUAUUCUUUAAUUUUGAAUGCCAUCUUCAUAUAUUGUGAUCUUCAUACAUUCUCUAUAUUUACAUUCCCAAUCCAAUUCUUUCACUUGUCUAAUAAUGUUUCUCUUAAAAAAAGUAAAACAAUAAGACCCUUAUAAUUAACUAUAUUUCUAAUUUAUAACAUUGAUCAUCUCCCCAGCUGUUUUUUUAAAUAGCACAUUAUAAGUAGGAUUAUAAAUUGGUUGUUUGAUCAGUUUUCAUCUCCUUAAAAUGGAAGUUUUAUCGAACAAGGAACAAAAUUUCCAACUGAAUGCAGAAUUUUAUUGCAUUCAAUAUGGGGGCAGAAUUAUAUUUGGGUAGAAGACCACCUGUUGUGUCCUGCGAGAAGCAUUGAGGAUUAUACCAUUUUUAAUCAGAUGUUAUAUCUCUCCAAUCACAUCUGGAUUUAAAAGGAUUACAUUUGAGGGAUGUUCUGUCUUCCACAGUAUCUGCCUGUCCUAUGAUGACAGUUGAUAUACUUUGGGUCUUUCUAUUACAAAGUGUCGUCUGAUAUCAUGGUGCUUGCUGCCUGGAACAAUCCUAUAUGAGAUUUGUAUAUGUCUUGUUAAAACCUGGUUCUUCAAAUGUGGCAUUUAAAACAAGCUUUGAAUUAAAUUUAGUAGCAGUCUCCUUUGAUGAAGUGUUGGUUUUACUUUCCAGACACAUGCAAUUUUAUUUUCCCAGUGUUGUUCAUUUGCUUUUAAUAUUGUAUGUUGCUCAGAGUCACUAUGAAAUCAGUCAACUUCAUAAGUGGGAUAAAUACAUUUUAAAUAAGAAUUGGCUACUUGAGUUUAAGACUAAAACUGCACAGCAUUCCUUUAGAACUGCAUUGCGCACCAUUCUGUACAGUAUUAACAUUAUUUAAACAUCUUACUAUACUUAAUAAUAUCUCUUGUUUAUUUCUUGGCAUAAGGUCUGAAGUAGAUGUCCAUGUACCCAUUUAAAGGUGUGCAUGCUGAUUUUAAAAUAGCAAUGCUUUAUUUUUUGUAUUCUACUAUUAAUUGAAAAUAAUAAUAAUAAUAAUAAAACUUAAAAUAG
Molecule: messenger RNA, 3261 nt
Organism: Thamnophis elegans (Western terrestrial garter snake)
Lineage: Eukaryota; Metazoa; Chordata; Lepidosauria; Squamata; Natricidae
Gene: PSAT1
Product: phosphoserine aminotransferase 1
Biological process (GO): L-serine biosynthetic process
Cellular component (GO): cytoplasm
Molecular function (GO): pyridoxal phosphate binding; O-phospho-L-serine:2-oxoglutarate transaminase activity
Source: RefSeq, a predicted model, not a curated record